Iphiclides podalirius (scarce swallowtail) is the source of this 870-nucleotide messenger RNA. Lineage: Eukaryota; Metazoa; Arthropoda; Insecta; Lepidoptera; Papilionidae. The record is from the annotation of a GenBank genome assembly.
AUGGCAGGUCGUAGUGGAUUUGACGAUGGUAAUCCCAGGGACUUUGGAGGCGGUAGGAGAACUCUUGGCGGGCGUCCGCUCCCUAGCGAGCCUCCAUACAAGGCCUAUGUUGGAAAUUUACCCUCCGGCAUCAUUCAGGGUGAUAUUAAUAGAAUCUUUCCUGAUUUGGCCAUUAAAAAUGUCAGACUGGUUAUGGAUAAAGAAACAGACAAAUUUAAAGGAUUUUGCUAUGUAGAGUUUGAAUACUUAGACGAUUUAGUAAAAGCCAUUGAAAUGAAUGGUGUGCUAAAUGUAGACGGUAAUUUUGUAAAAAUUGAUGUAGCUGAAGAAAAAAGAAGUGACAGGGGUGGUGGCUUCGACCGUGGGCGACGCGACGGCCGCGAUGGCGCCCGCGACGGCGGCCGCGGGGGCGGUUUCAGACGGGAGGGGGGCGGCGGCGGCGGCGGGGGAGGGGGUCGCGGUAUGUACGAGCACUUCGACGGGCUCGAACGCAGGGGCCCCAGGCACCAGGGUGGAGGGCUCAUCAAUGAGCGCGAGCGUGGCGGCUCGUCGGGGGGCGGCGGGCCGGGGGGCGCGGGCGCCGGGGGUGAGCGGUGGGCGGAGCGCGGUCGCGGCGGGGAGGAGGUGCGCGGCGGCGAGUGGGGGCGCAUGGGCCGUGGGGGGGGCGCAGCGCCGCCGCCCGCCAAGCCGCGGCGCACCUUCGACGACAUGCCGCCCGCCAGGCCCGACACCUCGGGCAGGCCAAAGAUUGUAUUGGCGCCGAGAACAGUUAAGGAGCCAGUGAACUCCCUUGCGUCAACGAGCCAGGCCUCUUCGAUAUUCGGGGGCGCACGGCCGAGAGAAGAGCGGCUUAAAGAGCUAGCGGGGGAG